Porites lobata is the source of this 10288-nucleotide messenger RNA. The record is from the annotation of a GenBank genome assembly. Lineage: Eukaryota; Metazoa; Cnidaria; Anthozoa; Scleractinia; Poritidae.
GCAGUCAUACACAAGCAACCUCGCUUAGCUCAGAAGGGCUCAACAGAGACAUCAAUUGCAGGAAAAUCACCUCUCUCUGCUGAUCAACCGAUCACUUCGCCCAACAUUGAGUCACUGGAAAAGGAUGUGACUCCAGAGACAAGAGCUUGUCAGGUAUUAUUACAUUGUGUAAUCAUUACACAUAUCGCAUAAAAUGACAGUCCUGUCUUAGUAAACAUCAUCUUUACUUUGUGAAUGCAACUCUUAAAAAUCACCCAUUUUACGUUAAAAACCACAAGGCAGCAAUGAGUCUGUACCAGAUCUUUCGUAAAAUAUGCAAAAUCCCUAAAAUCAAAUAUUAACAUGAUAUAAGGGUUGUUCAGGCAACCUGCAGAUACCUUUCAGGAAAAUAAGCACAUUUUUUUAAAUCUGCUUAAAAGAUUAGUAUUCAAAAUUUUGUAACGCACUGAAUAACAACAGGUUAAAACCAGUGUUUACCUUAAGUGAGUGAUGUCUUCUUGCUGCUAACCAAAGUCAAACAGGUUCCUCCUUGCCACUAAGCAUCCCGUGGCCUUCAACAAUGCACACUUUAGUUUUAAACCAGGAUACCAGAGAUCAUCAUGAUCAGGUAUAACCAUGUACUGUUGGAUGAUAAAUUGAAAUGGACAACUGGUGAUAAGAAACUAUGAGGGAGUUACUCUGUUAACAAGGGAUUUUGUAGUUAUAUGCAUGUGUCUCUGUUUAGCUCUAAUUCAUGAAUUUAUUACACACAAGAAAUGAUUUCUAAAUAAACCUACACAUUAAAAGAAUUUGGCCAGAAGGCAGUCAGAGUGUCCUAAAAAUUUUCACAUUUUCAACUUAUUGACAUGGCACCAUUUGGAAAAAUUCAUCAGUUAUAAUGAGAUACUGUUUGGUAAUCAAAUAGGUACAUGAUAGACCAUCAUUAAAUUCUUUUUUAAACAAGGACUGAAGUUUUGAGCUACAUAAUAGGGAGUCUUAUCGACGACAAUGGCGACGGCAACGAGAACGUCAAACAAGCAACAGGUUUAUUGAACAAAACAUUAAGUUUGCACCAUGCAUCAUGCGUUUUUGUACAUUUGUAGGACGUUACUUCAGGACUACGACGUGAAAAUGCCUACUUUCACGUGUUAUGGACAACGUAAACAAGCUACGACCAAAUUUUCUUUCUCUUUCUAAACUUGAGUACAGUCCUCAAGAAAUCAACUCUAGGGAAAUUUUCAGAGAAAUGGAAUACACGCGACAAAGUCUGAAAAAAGCUAAUUCAUUUAUAAAAUGGCAUUUUCGCUGCUGUUGAUGCUAAAUCUCCCUAAUGUACCGUAUUGGUCUUGUUUUCUUAUAGGCAGUCAUACACAAGCAACCUUGCUUAGCUCAGAAGGGCUCAACAGAGAAAUCAAUUGCAGGAAAAUCACCUCUCUCUGCUGAUCAACCGAUCACUUCGCCCAACAUUGAGUCACUGGAAAAGGAUGUGACUCCAGAGACAAGAGCUUGUCAGGUAUUAUUACAUUGUGUAAUCAUUACACAUAUCGAACUAUGAGGGAGUUACUCUGUUAACAAGGGAUUUUGUAGUUAUAUGCAUGUGUCUCUGUUUAGCUCAAAUUCAUGAAUUUAUUACACACAAGAAAUGAUUUCUAAAUAAACCUACACAUUAAAAGAAUUUGGCCAGAAGGCAGUCAGAGUGUCCUAAAAAUUUUCACAUUUUCAACUUAUUGACAUAGCACCAUUUGGAAAAAUUCAUCAGUUAUAAUGAGAUACUGUUUGGUAAUCAAAUAGGUAUAUGAUAGACCAUCAUUAAAUUCUUUUUUAAACAAGGACUGAAGUUUUGAACUACAUAAUAGGGAGUCUUAUCGACGACAAUGGCGACGGCAACGAGAACGUCAAACAAGCAACAGGUUUAUUGAACAAAACAUUAAGUUUGCACCAUGCAUCAUGCGUUUUUGUACAUUUGUAGGACGUUACUUCAGGACUACGACGUGAAAAUGGCUACUUUCAUGUGUUAUGGACAACGUAAACAAGCUACGACCAAAUUUUCUUUCUCUUUCUAAACUUGAGUACAGUCCUCAAGAAAUCAACUCUAGGGAAAUUUUCAGAGAAAUGGAAUAGACGCGACAAAGUCUGAAAAAAGCUAAUUCAUUUUUAAAAUGGCAUUUUCGCUGCUGUUGAUGCUAAAUCUCCCUAAUGUACCGUAUUGGUCUUGUUUUCUUAUAGGCAGUCAUACACAAGCAACCUUGCUUAGCUCAGAAGGGCUCAACAGAGACAUCAAUUGCAGGAAAAUCACCUCUCUCUGCUGAUAAACCGAUCACUUCGCCCAACAUUGAGUCACUGGAAAAGGAUGUGACUCCAGAGACAAGAGCUUGUCAGGUAUUAUUACAUUGUGUAAUCAUUACACAUAUCGCAUAAAAUGACAGUCCUGUCUUAGUAAACAUCAUCUUUACUUUGUGAAUGCAACUCUUAAAAAUCACCGAUUUUACGUUAAAAACCACAAGGCAGCAAUGAGUCUGUACCAGAUCUUUCGUAAAAUAUGCAAAAUCCCAAAAAUCAAAGAUUAACAUGAUAUAAGGUUGUUCAGGCAACCUGCAGAUACCUUUCAGGGAAACGGGCACAUCUUUUUUUAAAUCUGCUUAAAAUAUUAGUAUUCAAAAUUUUGUACCGCACUGAAUAACAACAGAGUAAAACCAGUGUUUACCUUAAGUGAGUGAUGUCUUCUUGCUGCUAACCAAAGUCAAAAAGGGGUUCCUCCUUGCCACUGAGCCUCUUGUGGCCUUCAACAAUGCACACUUUAGUUUUAAACCAGGAUACCAGAGAUCAUCAUGAUCAGGUAUAACCAUGUACUGUUGGAUGAUAAAUUGAAAUGGACAACUGGUGAUACGAAACUAUGAGGGAGUUACUCUGUUAACAAGGGAUUUUGUAGUUAUAUGCAUGUGUCUCUGUUUAGCUCUAAUUCAUGAAUUUAUUACACACAAGAAAUGAUUUCUAAAUAAACCUACACAUUAAAAGAAUUUGGCCAGAAGGCAGUCAGAGUGUCCUAAAAAUUUUCACAUUUUCAAGUUAUUGACAUGGCACCAUUAGGAAAAAUUCAUCAGUUAUAAUGAGAUACUGUUUGGUAAUCAAAUAGGUAUAUGAUAGACCAUCAUUAAAUUCUUUUUUAAACAAGGACUGAAGUUUUGAACUACAUAAUAGGGAGUCUUAUCGACGACAAUGGCGACGGCAACGAGAACGUCAAACAAGCAACAGGUUUAUUGAACAAAACAUUAAGUUUGCACCAUGCAUCAUGCGUUUUUGUACAUUUGUAGGACGUUACUUCAGGACUACGACGUGAAAAUGGCUACUUUCACAUGUUAUGGACAACGUAAACAAGCUACGACCAAAUUUUCUUUCUCUUUCUAAACUUGAGUACAGUCCUCAAGAAAUCAACUCUAGGGAAAUUUUCAGAGAAAUGGAAUAGACGCGACAAAGUCUGAAAAAAGCUAAUUCAUUUUUAAAAUGGCAUUUUCGCUGCUGUUGAUGCUAAAUCUCCCUAAUGUACCGUAUUGGUCUUGUUUUCUUAUAGGCAGUCAUACACAAGCAACCUUGCUUAGCUCAGAAGGGCUCAACAGAGACAUCAAUUGCAGGAAAAUCACCUCUCUCUGCUGAUCAACCGAUCACUUCGCCCAACAUUGAGUCACUGGAAAAGGAUGUGACUCCAGAGACAAGAGCUUGUCAGGUAUUAUUACAUUGUGUAAUCAUUACACAUAUCGAACUAUGAGGGAGUUACUCUGUUAACAAGGGAUUUUGUAGUUAUAUGCAUGUGUCUCUGUUUAGCUCAAAUUCAUGAAUUUAUUACACACAAGAAAUGAUUUCUAAAUAAACCUACACAUUAAAAGAAUUUGGCCAGAAGGCAGUCAGAGUGUCCUAAAAAUUUUCACAUUUUCAACUUAUUGACAUGGCACCAUUUGGAAAAAUUCAUCAGUUAUAAUGAGAUACUGUUUGGUAAUCAAAUAGGUAUAUGAUAGACCAUCAUUAAAUUCUUUUUUAAACAAGGACUGAAGUUUUGAACUACAUAAUAGGGAGUUUUAUCGACGACAAUGGCGACAGCUACGAGAACGUCAAACAAGCAACAGGUUUAUUGAACAAAACAUUAAGUUUGAACCAUGCAUCAUGCGUUUUUGUACAUUUGCAGGACGUUACUUCAGGACUACGACGUGAAAAUGCCUACUUUCACGUUUUAUGGACAACGUAAACAAGCAACGACCAAAUUUUCUUUCUCUUUCUAAACUUGAGUACAGUCCUCAAGAAAUCAACUCUAGGGAAAUUUUCAGAGAAAUGGAAUACACGCGACAAAGUCUGAAAAAAGCUAAUUCAUUUUUAAAAUGGCUUUUUCGCUGCUGUUGAUGCUAAAUCUCCCUAAUGUACCGUAUUGGUCUUGUUUUGUUAUAGGCAGUGAUAUACAAACAACCUAGCUUAGCUCAGAAAGGCUCAACAGAGACAUCAAUUGCCAGAAAAUCACCUCUCUCUGCUGAUAAACCGAUCACUUCACCCAACAUUGAGUCAAUGGAAAAGGAUGUGACUCUAGAGACGAGAGCUUGUCAGGUAUUAUUACAUUGUGUAAUCAUUACACAUAUCGCAUCAAAUGACAGUCCUGUCUUAGUAAACAUCAUCUUUACUUUGUGAAUGCAACUCUUAAAAAUCACCCAUUUUAAGUUAUAUGCUACAAAGCAGCAAUGAAACUGUACCAGAUCUUUCGUAAAAUAAUUAUGCAAAAUCCCUAAAAUCAAAUAUUAACAUGAUAUAAGGUUGUUCAGGCAACCUGCAGAUACCUUUCGGGGAAACGGGCACAUCUUUUGUUAAAUCUGCUUGAAAAAGUAGUAUUCAAAAUUUUGUACCGCACUGAAUAACAACAGAGUAAAACCAGUGUUUACCUUAAGUGAAUGAUGUCUUCUUGCUGCUAACCAAAGUCAAACAGGUUUCUCCUUGCCACUGAGCCUCUUGUGGCCUUCAACAAUGCUCACUUUAGUUUUAAACCAGGAUACCAGAGAUCAUCAUGAUCAGGUAUAACCACGUACUGUUGGAUGAUAAAUUGAAAUGGACAACUGGUGAUACGAAACUAUGAGGGAGUUACUCUGUUAACAAGGGAUUUUGUAGUUACAUGCGCAUGUCUCUGUUCAGCUCUAACUGAAUUUAUUACACACUAGAAAUGAUUUCCAAAUAAACCUACACAUUACAAGAAUUUGGUCAGAAGGCAAUCAAAGUGAUCUAAACCUUUCACAUUUUCAAGUCAUUGACAUGCCACUAUUUGCAAAAAUUCAUGAGUUAUAAUAAGAUAAUGAUUGUUAAUUAUAUAGGUAUAUGAUAGACCAUCAUUUUUAAACGGCGACAGAAACUGAAGUUCUGAACAAUGGCAAGGGAAAUGAGAAUGUCAAAACAAGCAACAGGUUUAUUGAGCAAAACAUUUAGUUUUCACCGUGCAUCACGCUUUUUGGUACAUUUCUUGGCUGUUACUACACCACUACGACGUAAAAAUGCCUACUUUCACGUUUUAAAUUCUAGAAUGUUAUAAUUUCUAGUUUUUGUAGUUUUAAAAUCAUACUUGUAAGUCGAAGAUACUAGCUUAUCUUUAGCUACUUUAAAACGAGGUUAAAUAAAGUAUAUGUAUGUAUGUAUGUAUGUAUGUAUGUAUGUAAAGAAGCGACGACCAAAUUUUCUCUCUCUUUCUAAAUUUGAGUACAGUCCCCCAGAAAUUAUCUCCAGGGAAAUUUGCCUACAUUAGACAUUUUCAGGGAACUGGAAUACGUGCGACAAAGUCUGAAAAAAGCUGAUUUAUUUUUACAAUGGCGUUUUUGCUGCCGUUGAUCCUAAAUCUCCCUAAUGUACUGUAUUGAUCUUGUUUUCUUAUAGGCAGUCAUACACAAGCAACCUCACUUAGCUCAGAAGGUCUCAACAGAGACAUCAACUGUCAGAAAAUCACCUCUCUCUGCUGAUAAACCGAUCACUUCGUCCAACAUUGAGUCAAUGGAAAAGGAUGUGACUCUAGAAACAAGAGCUUGUCAGGUAUUAUUGCAGUGUGUAAUCAUCAAAUUAAUGACAGUAUCGUGUUAGUGUAAAUGUGGCCAUGCACUUGUCUCCAUUUAGCUUUAACUGAAUGAACCUUGUUUAAAGGACAGUAUUUAACAUCUGGCCCCGGUUGUUCAAACGUUGGAUAGCGCUAUCCACCGGAUAAAUCACUAUCCAGCGGAUAGCGUAAUUGAUUUCCGUAAUACUUAUCCGCUGGAUAGUGAUUUAUCCGGUGGAUAGCGCUAUCUAACGUUUGAACAACCGGGGCCUGAUUUUAAGUCAGUGUUCAGACAGAAGAGUGCCCAAAUAAUUAUGCUGAAGAAAUUCAAUCUUUCAUACAUUCAUACCUUAAAGUGCCUGUGUCCAGUUCCACAUUUCUUGGCCCACAAGUGACAUUGCCAACACAAGCAGCUGUUCACGUAUCUUGUAUUUAAUACCAUUUCUUAAUGAGCAUGGUUGAGUGAAACAGGGUGAAGAAAAUGCAGAACAAAGAAAAAAAAGAAUUGAAGUUGAAAAUCUCAGUGCAGUUCCUGCAGAAUUGGGAUUAAAUUUAUGACUUGAUAAAUUUUCUCAUGAGGUAUUGAGUUACCCAUUCCCCACUGAGUUUUCAUUGAAUGUAAAUUUAAUUUAGUCUGGAAUGCAGUGUAUGGUUAUAGAAAGAUCAUGAUAGAAACUUUUAUCAGUGCUUGUCAUAGUGUUCUAAUCAAGAACACCAAAAAUGGAUAAAGCACUGUCGAAUAUAUCUAAAAUGACAUGGUUAUUCUUAUCUGUAUAGCUCCUGACCUUGGCCGAGAGGUUCAAGGGACUUGACUGAAAGUCAUAAACAUGCUACUAGCUUACAUAAUAAACUGUGGGAUAAUGAUCAUUCUUUUUAUAGAAUCAAGGCACAUUUGGUAAGGAGGGGAAUCAACAAAGAAACAGUAGGAUUGUGGAAAAAGGUAUGGUGAUAAUUGCAUGGCUCUGCUUAUUAUUAAUAAGUAAUUUACUGCAAUUACUUCUGAUAAAAAAAAGACUUCUAUUCAAAUAAAAAUGGUAACUAAGACAAUUAAUUUUUGUUCAAGAAAUGAUUUCCUCCUAACAGCAUUCUUUACCAGACCCAUCACAAGCCAGUUAUGAAAUUGCUACAAGUCGGGCAAUUUUUUUGCAACAAAAAUAAUGUCUUUUUACAGGGUUCGUAACAUUUUGUGAACAAAAAAUUCAAGUACUUUUCAAGGACUUUCAAGGACACAUUUCCCAUUUUUCAAGGACUCCAUUCAGUGCAAAAAAAGGGCCUUGAGUCUACGUCUUUUUUAGUUCUUCCACAACAUGAGUAAUUUUAUCCCCAAGGUCUUCGUGUGUUUGCUCCUUUCUCUUUGGAGUUCUACUUAAACUAUUGAAAUUCAAGGUCUUUCCAGAACUGACUGCCAUUUUCAAGGAAAUAAAAAUUCAAGGAAUUUUCAAGGACUUUUAAGGUGCAUGCGAACCCUGUUUUUAUUGAGAGCGUCAAUUCUUCAAACAAGUAACUUAUUAACAAUACAUUUGGCUUCAUCAAAGGGUAAAAUAGCCUUCCUGUAUACACCUAUUUAAGAAAAGGUUGUCAGGGAGAAUGGUGAAUAGCAAUUUUCAAAUGGAGAUUGUGCGACCGAAAGGAGCUGUGGGUUUUCAGUAUUGAUGGUCAAUAAUCAACUAUCUAAGCUAAUCAAUGAUGCCAGCUCCAUUUAGUAAAGACCUUCGAUGGUAGGUUAUAUGGUUUGUCCAUGUUCUUCAGCAAUCAGUUGCAGAGGCUUCAUUUUUCUUCUUCUACAUUUAUUGCGACUGGCGAUGUAACGUCGGAGACAAUAUACCAUUCAUAUGAGGAAACAAGGAAUGUCUUUCAGUAAAACCAAAGCAUGAGUUUCUUUUGCCUUUUGGAGUCAAGAACACUCAGACAAACGUUAAUAGUUGGUGUUUUCAUUUUCGUGCAAGAUGAACGCAACUAAUGAAAUUUUGCAUAUCAAUUACAUAACCACAGUUCCUUUUGGUCGUGCAACCUCCAUUCGCCAUUUUUCUCAGACAACCUUUUUUAAAAUAGCUGUAUAACUAACUAGUUCACAUUAAAGUGCAUGUGAUUGAUUCAAGUUUUACUGAAAACAUUGUUUUUCAUUUUAUUAAGUCAGUAUCAGAAGUAAUUUACAAUUUUGUUUUGUAAUACCCUGACGGCAAUUUUAGCAUUUUUUCAUAUGAAUAUUGUCCCUUAUUGCUGCCCAUAUACUUUAUGUGUUUUAGUUUUUGGGACACGAUGGAGACGAUUUACAGUUACAGAGCACAUGGUAGGUUUGAUUUGCAUAAAAGAAAUAACUGCUAAAAAUUCUUAUGUGCACUUUUUCACAAGUAAAGACUAGAGAAACAUAAAAUCUUGUUCUCACUUGGUCUGUGAUUGUAAACUAUUGCAUUCUUCUAAAAACAUGCAGCAGUAUUUGGGCCGGGGGGCACUGCAUAUGAAAGGAGUGCAGUUGCUUGUUGGCAAUUUUCAAUUAAACCCCUAAAGGAGACCGAUCUGGGCGUGGCCCAAGCUUUUUUGGACCCCUAAAAGAGACCAUGUUAAAACACAGAUAAUAUAUAUACUUUUAUAGUUUUUCAAGUGCAACCCUAUAAAUGAGACCUUCAUGGCUAAAUAUGAUGGCGUUUUGCCCAGAACACCCUAUGUGAGGCCAAAAUCUGAAAUUUACACCCCUAAGCAAGACAAAGAGCAUCCGCACCACUUUCAUAUGAGGAGUCCCUCCCCCGGGUUAUUUGGGGACUUGAGAUUUUCUUGCUGGGCCCAGGAAAGUCUUUCUCUAACAAAAUCAUUAACUAAGACAAGCAAGAAGUGGCCCUGGGCAGGCAAAAAAAUUAAUAAUGUAAGAGCUGCUUGCCCAAAGGACAAGCUUGAAUUCAAGUUUUUUUUCUAGCCCUGAGGCAGCAAUGAAAUUUAAAUGCCUGUUAUAAAGGAGAAAAAACGCCACGUUUAUUUUCUUUUAGCAGGUUAAUAUUGCGUUAACAUCUUCCUGACCUUUUGUCAGAUAAACUAUAGCUAUAAGAAUGUAACAAUAUUACUACAUCUAUCAACCAGAGCCCAGUUGUUCAAAGGCCGAUGAGCACUUAGAUAAUUUUCUCUGUUAUUUUUGGAGCUUCCAAACAUUAACUUGUAGACAAAAAGAAUUAAAACUGAAAUGCUUUUUAAGCUUUCAUGUGUGAAUUCAAAUCUCACACUAACCCUGGGUUAUCAACUCGGCCCAGGGCUUGCUGUCAAAAUUGCAGACAAAUCUACAUCAUCAGUAAGAAAUUUGGGGGCUGAAUUACAGACGCCUCUCUCAUGAGGAGUUACGAGACAGCUGUACUCACAGGCUCAGUGCUGAGCACAAAUGGGGGACGUAAAUUUAACGAACUGUAGUGUAAUAUCACACUAUGGAUCAUGACCAUUGCAUUUCUGAAAUUUUCUGAGAGAGCGAAUGUCCAUCGAUCAGUAUGGUUGCCUAGCAGGGCUGUACACAUUUUUCCGGCCCUAUCACUUGAUGCAUACAGCCCUCAUAUAGGAAUUUUGUCAUAUUGUUUUCCAACAAAAUUGUGCGCAGGACCAUACAAAUUCAAAACUCUUUUCUACAACUCUUAAAUUCCAAAAAAAAAAGGUUUAAUAAUUGUCAGUGAGGUUAUCCUUUCUGCAGACUAUGUAAUACAGUGAAACUUUGAACAAUGAAAGCCAAAGGACUGGUAAACUUUGUUCACUAUAAUAAAGAGGUUUUGUUAUAUUGACGUUCUUUCCCUUAUAUUGUUCUUUUUCUUGCAUUGCACUAUUUCUGGGGAGAAAAAUAUAAUUUGUUCAUUUUACACUGAGUACUUUGUUACAUAGAGGUUCCACUUUACAGUCAUGCACAUGCUGGAAACUUGGACACACACACACAAAAUGCUGUUUUGAAAUUAUAACAGUACUCAACAACAGUACUAGUAAAGAAAGGACAAGACACUGCUGAUCAAAAAUUUGACAAAACAAAUUAAUUUGAUGAUGAGUGUCAGCACAGUUUUUCUUACAGUGGCUUAAAUUAUGCAUGUAUUGCUCUUUACACUGGUAAGUUUGGGUAAGCUAAGCACCAAGAAGAAGCCAAAAUUUCUCCUGGCUAGCACUGUCUUUGACUUUCAGCAAAUUUGCCAUUACUUUUUAUCUUUAACCCUCCAGGAGCAUCUAGACAAAACAGGUCAUAGAAACUUCCCAGAGGAUGAUGAACCAGACAAUGAAAAGGGUAAAGAAGUUGUUAAUGCAUCCUGA